This is a messenger RNA of Plectropomus leopardus (leopard coralgrouper), 2691 nucleotides long. It is a transcript of the gene nherf1b, whose product is annotated as NHERF family PDZ scaffold protein 1b. Gene Ontology annotation, cellular component: apical plasma membrane. Gene Ontology annotation, biological process: protein localization to plasma membrane. The record is from RefSeq and is a predicted model, not a curated record. NCBI's taxonomy places the organism in Eukaryota, Metazoa, Chordata, Actinopteri, Perciformes, Serranidae. Gene Ontology annotation, molecular function: protein-membrane adaptor activity; signaling receptor binding.
CACUGUGAGAGGGAGCUGUGACUUAAAUCAGCCUCGGUUCAGUCAGUCUCGGGUCAGGACCUCCGCUGUCUGAUAGCAGGAGUCACAGUGAGGAUUUAACACCGGGAUCAAGUCAGACUUGGCUCGUGCGUAAAGGUGGACCAGAGAGUGGGAGAAACACCAGCAGCACCAGUUUCCCACGGACUCCAAGAGAAGAGGGCGGGGGUUGGGUGUUUUGAAGGGGUACCACUCACACAUACACACACACACACACACGCACACACACGCACACACACCCUUCCUCAGCAGCAUCCUGAGCAGCCGGUCUUAUUGAAACAGUUGAGCAGCAGCAGUGUGAAGGCGACUGAAGCCUAACAUGCCGAGUAAAAGCCAGUAUCUGCGCCCCCGGCUGUGCACGCUGGAGAAGGGGGACAACGGCUACGGUUUCCACCUCCACGGGGAGAAAGGUAAGACGGGGCAGUUCAUCCGGUUAGUAGAGCCCGACAGCCCGGCGGAGACCUCGGGGCUCCGCGCUGGGGACCGGCUAGUGUUCGUGAACGGGGAGGACGUGGAGAACGAGAGCCACCAGCAGGUCGUGUCCCGGAUACGCGCCACCGUGGGCCGGCUGGAGCUCGUGGUGGUGGACCCGGACACGGAGCAGCUGCUGAAGAAACACAACAUGAAGUGUCUGAAGGAGUAUGUUACCGACGGGGUCCCGUUACCUUUCGACGAGGAGGAGGAGGAGGAGGUGGUGGAGGUGGUGGUGGAGGAUGAAGACGGGACUGUAAACGGGGAUGAGCAGUACGCCAAAGAGGAAGAGGAGGAGGUGGUGGAGGAGGAGGAGCGGCAGGGGACAUCCAGGGAGUCCACACCGGUCCCGGAGAGUAACGGAGAGAUCCACGUGCACGUUGAGAAAAAGCUGAGCAUCAGCUCUGAAAAGGCGGUGUUGUGCAACGAGCUGCGGCCUCGUCUGUGUGUGAUCCAGCGAGGGCCCAACGGAUAUGGCUUCAACCUGCACAGCGAGCGGGCGCGGCCGGGCCAGUACAUCAGAGCUGUGGACGAAGACUCUCCAGCAGAGAGGGCGGGGCUGCUCGCCAAGGACAGGAUAGUACAGGUCAACGGUCUGUCAAUAGAGGGAAAGACACAUUCAGAAGUCGUAGCUGCUAUUAAAGCAGGCGGGAGUGAGACGCGUCUGCUGGUGGUGGACCUCGACACCGACGCCUUCUUUAAGAAAUGCAGAGUGACCCCGACCUCCGACCACGUCACCGGUCCGCUGCCUGAGCUUGCCGUUAAUGGAGGGAUGGAGGAGAAGGUGAACGGCAGAAGGGCCAAAGAGGCAGAGAGGGACUCAAAGCUGUCAGUCAGUCCUUCUCCAUCCAAUGCCUCCUCUAACACCUCGCUCACAACCCCGCCAGCAAACACCCCACCUGAGGGUUUGAUGGUGGACGCCAUCCCAGCGCUAAACUUGUCCCUGCAGCAGGUCAAAGAGCUCGCCCAUCAGAAACGCUCCAACAAGAGAGCCCCGCCCAUGGACUGGACCAAGAAAAAUGAACUCUUCAGCAACCUAUAGGCUCACCUCACACACCCAUACACACUCAUACACAUACACACACACACUCUGAUUUAUAGUGAUUCUUACAAAAGAGACUUUUUUUUUAUUUUCAUGACAUUAAAAAUUUAACUUUUGGCAUCAGACAAAUCAUUCUGUAAAAUAUAGUCUUCUCUUUUAUUAUUACUCUUCAUGUUAUUAUAACGCAGAUCUUAUAUAAUGUGCUACUAACAAUGAAAGAUGCAUAUGCCAAUGAAAGAGAACUGGACCAUGUUGAAAAUGUGUGUGUGUGUGUGUGUGCGGACCCUGACAGUCCCUGCUGGCCAGAGUCUGGUGCCUGUGGAAACGAGGAGGAGUUGAUCUUAUGACCCUCCUCCUCCUCCUCUUCCUCCUCCUCCUCUGUCUGCUCAUCUGUCUUUAAAAAGUUUCUCCUAACAUUUCAAACAUCGUAGUGUCUUCAACAGGAGUUUAAGCAGCCCGACAAUCAAUCUAUCAAAUAUUAUUUUGUAGGAAUCAGACAUCUGCCAGAAUGUUUUUUUAUUUUGAAGAUUACAGUUUUCGUGUUAAAUCCCUUUUUGUGAUAUUUCUAAAAACUAUAUUAUCUCAAAAUAUGGUCACUUUCCUCAAAUACUAACAUGACUUUUCUUUAUGAUGGCUUUAAACUGGAAGGAAAUGUGUUUCAAAGAUGGUUCUCUUAUAUUAUAUGUACAUAUAUCAUAUUUCAUGUAUAUUUUUUACAUUUUUGACCUAAAUUCAACAAGAAAUUCAUUUUUUUCUUGCUACAAUACUGUCCAUUUAUCUAUACUCUGUCUGAAUACAUGAAUAUUUUAUUAAAUGUGAACUACAGUUUAUUUGAAUAACUUAUACCGUCCUCACUUUGCCAUCAUGGCCCCUCAGCUCACAUUUUAAGCGUAACAUGGAAUAUUUGUAUUGCUCCUGGAGAAAUGAGAUUUUUACACAUUUCUAUCACUGUCUUAAAAAAUACAAUUAUGUAACUUUAAGAUGAUAUAUUUCUAAGCGAAUGUCUGUGCUUCACUAGAUUUUAUGCAUUUGUCCAGUGUUGAUAAUAGUGAUGAUUUUUCAUGAAUGAUUGAAUUAUAUGAAGAUUUUUGUAGCUCGUGUAAGAGGCGAUUUAUAUACUGUAAUAAAUCAUCAUCACAGCA